Messenger RNA from Colletotrichum graminicola M1.001, 768 nucleotides. RefSeq lists its product as uncharacterized. The coding region runs from base 1 to 768 and encodes 255 amino acids. Lineage: Eukaryota; Fungi; Ascomycota; Sordariomycetes; Glomerellales; Glomerellaceae. The record is from RefSeq and is a predicted model, not a curated record. The transcript has a single exon.
AUGGCCGAAACCGAGGCGCGUCAGUGGACAAUCGUCCUAAUCCUAACCGCACUCAUCCUUUCCUUGGUCGUCGUCUCCCAGAUUUUGACAACAUAUAUCACUGCCUACCGUGCCGCUCCCAACGAAAUUGCCUCAUUCAUCGAUGCCGUUGACUUCUCAGUCGAGGAGAACGAGAGCUACGACCGCGACGUCGCCAAAGUCCAGCGCCUCGAUGACAAGCUCCGCCUCGGUCGCCUGCUCCGCGAGAUUCAGAAGGGUGGCGACGAUCUGCGAGAGGAGAUCAACUCCAUGCUCCUCUCUGACGACACCACCACCAUGCGCAUAAGCCCCCGUCUUCUCUGGGCCAGCAAGCGCCGCGAUCUCGAAGAGCGCGUUCGCCGGCUGGAUCUCGUGAGAAUGCGUUUUCUCGUUGUAUACAUGGGUGUGGUUGCGGAGCGGGCGAGUCCUAUAGCGGAACGACAUAUGCCUGUGACAACACCCCAAAGGGUUUCAGAGAAGGCGCCACUGUCUCCGUCCUCCACGCCGCCGAUGGCCGCUCUGAACGAGAGUUUGACGCGCGCGCUGACCGAAGAGAUCCGCGAGCGGCCGCCACUGAGGAGGCUAACCACUCAGGCCAUUGGCCAUCGCGAAGUUACGGGAACAGGGCACAAACUUGGGUGGGCAGGGGUGGUCCAGGAGUUGCAAAAGAGUCCACGGAUGCAUAAACGGCGAUCGUCUAUCGAAAGGUCCAUCGAGCAGGAGCUGGCCAAUGCCAAGCUGACAAUCUGA